CUUCCUUCGACUGAAGCCAAAAACUACAUCACCCACCACAGAGUUGUCGCUUUGUUCCGCGGUACUCUGGUUCCAAUGAUUACACGGUAGCAACUGCUCUAAUCAACUGCCCGCGGCAGACCGGAAGGAGCAAGCAGCAACAUCGCCAAUCAUCGUCAUCGUCAUCGCCAUCACAAUGGAGUCGUCAAGAAUCUUCGUCAAGAACCUACCGCCGUCCAUCUCCGAGGCUGACUUUCGCAAACACUUCUCGCUUCAGGGACGAGAGGUCACCGAUGUCAAGCUCAUCCCCAACCGCCGCAUCGGGUUUGUUGGUUACAAGUCUCAUGAAGAUGCAUCCAAAGCCGUAAAGUACUUCAACAAGUCCUUUAUUCGCAUGUCCAGGAUCGGCGUCGAUCUGGCCAAACCUAUUGAAGCCGCCAUCCCAAGAUCAGCCACACAAGCUGCUCAUGUCCCGAGCCGUGAUGCAGCCAAGGCAAGCUCUCUCGUCAAGUCUGACGCAGAGCCAAGCGAGGAUGACCCUAGCUCAAAGAAGAGGAAGCGGGACGUCGUUGACGAGGCUGACCCCAAGCUUCAGGAGUUUCUUGAGGUCAUGGGUCAUCCCACCAAGAAGGCUAAGGACGGAGAAGCCCUAGGGAGUAGCGCAUUUGAGUCAGAAGCGGCCGAUGCUAUCCCCUCGGCUCUCAUCGAGGGUGGUGAGAGUGACGAUGAGUACGAGGACAUCCCAGUGAGGCCCAAACGGCCAAUCGAGGAGGCACCUACCUCGGCUCUACCUGUUGCCACCCCUGUCGCAGCUAUCAUCCCCCCCGCACCAUCCCAACCAGCCGAGGACGCUGCAAGGGAAGUGCCGCAGGUACCCGCUGAAGCCACUGAUGAUGACUGGCUUCGGUCGAGAACGAACCGUCUGCUGGACCUUGUGGACCCGGAUGACCCCGGGUUUCCCGCACAGUCUGCUGGUGCAAUGCCUGCCACCACUCAAACACUUCUGCCAGAGGCCCAAGUCCAAGAAACCCAGGAACCGGGUCUUGCUGCCGGGUCUGGUGAGAAACCUGUUGUGGCUCGCACACCUGAGGAUGCCGUGAAAUUGAUCCAGAAGACAGCUCGUCUGUUUUUGCGGAAUCUCAGCUACACGGUAACGGAGGACAAUGUGAGGGACCACUUUAGCCAGUUUGGCGAACUUGAAGAGGUUCAUGUUCCGCUGGAUAAUCAGGGCCAAAGCAAAGGCUUUGCUAUGAUUCGUUAUGCCAGUCCUGAGGCGGCGCUUUCCGCAUUCCAGACAGACGGCACCGUCUUUCAGGGCCGCAUCAUCCACAUCCUUCCCGCUGCUGCCAAAAGGGAGAACAAGCUUGAUGAAUACGCAAUCUCGAAGCUCCCUUUGAAGAAGCAACAGCUGCUCAAGAAGAAGGCUGAAGCUGCCUCCAGUACCUUCAACUGGAAUUCGCUUUUUAUGAGCCAAGAUGCUGUCAACACCGCCGUAGCUGAACGCCUGGGUGUGUCCAAGCAUGAGCUCCUGGACCCAACCGACGCGUCUGCCGCUGUGAAACAGGCAAUCGCUGAGACCACCGUCAUCCAGGAGGCCAAGGCUUACUUUGCAACUCAUGGUGUGAACAUCGAGGCCUUUAAGUCUCAGCAGCGAGGUGACACGUCAAUUCUGGUCAAGAACAUCAAGAACGCCACCAUCGAGGAGAUCAGAACCCUCUUCGAGGAGCAUGGCUCCGUCCUCCGUGUGCUUAUGCCCCCAAGCGGGACGAUUGCCAUUGUCCAGUUCGCGCAACCAGCACACUGCAGGGCAGCUUUCGCCAAGAAAGCAUACUCUAGAUUCAAGGACGGCGUGCUGUACCUCGAGAAAGGCCCGAAAGGGCUCUUCGUCGACAAUCUGGCCCAGCCCGCAGAUCGUCCUGCUGGUGUUCAGAAGGUGUCAGCUUCUUACCUGCUGGAACGCGAUGACGGUGAGGAUCAGCCAGAGACGGCCUCUCUAUUCGUCCGCAACCUGAACUUCUCCACCACCACCGAAGGAUUAACAAAUGCAUUCAAGCCCUUGGAUGGAUUUGUGAGUGCGCAGGUGAAGACCAAGGCCGAUCCCAAGAAACCAGGUCAGGUGUUGAGCAUGGGCUUUGGCUUCUGCGCCUUCAGGACCAAGGAGCAGGCCCAGGCUGCACGAAAGGCUAUGGAUGGCCAUGUGCUUGACGGACACAAGCUUCUGGUCAAGGCUUCCCACAGGGGUCUGGACGCGGCCGAAGAGAGGAGGCGGGAGGAUCUGGCCAAGAAGGCGAAUGCUCAACGCACAAAGGUGGUCAUCAAGAACCUUCCGUUCGAAGCGUCCAAGAAGGAUGUGCGCGCACUCUUCAGCAACUAUGGAAAGCUGGUUGCUCUCCGUAUUCCCAAGAAGUUCAACCACUCUUCGCGUGGCUUUGCUUUUGCCGAGUUCUCCACAGGCAAGGAGGCGCUCAACGCGAUCACUGCACUCAAAGACACGCAUUUUCUCGGGAGAAGACUUGUGCUUGACUUUGCUGAAGCUGAGGAGCUUGAUGCCGAGGAACAGAUCGAGGCCAUGGAGAAGAAGAUGCGUGGCCAGGUUAGCAAGGUUGCCCUUCAGCAACUCACUGGGACAGGGAGGAGCAAGGUCAAUUUUGGAGAUAAUCCCGAAGACGAGGCAUGA
Messenger RNA from Podospora pseudocomata, 2656 nucleotides. RefSeq names its product Multiple RNA-binding domain-containing protein 1 (gene MRD1). NCBI's taxonomy places the organism in Eukaryota, Fungi, Ascomycota, Sordariomycetes, Sordariales, Podosporaceae. The record is from RefSeq and is a predicted model, not a curated record. Gene Ontology annotation, cellular component: nucleus; cytoplasm. The coding region runs from base 176 to 2656 and encodes 826 amino acids. The transcript has 3 exons. Gene Ontology annotation, molecular function: mRNA binding.